Molecule: messenger RNA, 152 nt
Organism: Prorocentrum cordatum
Lineage: Eukaryota; Dinophyceae; Prorocentrales; Prorocentraceae
Source: the annotation of a GenBank genome assembly
GCGCUCGUGCUGAACGAGCUGGUCGGCAAGAGGUUCGACGUGCUCCGGCAAGUGGACCAGCUGUUGGCCGCCGUCUGCGAGGUCGGCAGCGCCGGCUGCACGCGGCCAGGGGUGGCGGAGCCGCGACCUGCGGUGUCCUGGUGGCUGCGCAG